This is a messenger RNA of Pteropus alecto (black flying fox), 4156 nucleotides long. RefSeq names its product STT3A, catalytic subunit of the oligosaccharyltransferase complex (gene STT3A). Gene Ontology annotation, molecular function: dolichyl-diphosphooligosaccharide-protein glycotransferase activity. Gene Ontology annotation, cellular component: membrane. The transcript has 18 exons. The record is from RefSeq and is a predicted model, not a curated record. Bases 182 to 2299 code for a protein of 705 amino acids. NCBI's taxonomy places the organism in Eukaryota, Metazoa, Chordata, Mammalia, Chiroptera, Pteropodidae. Gene Ontology annotation, biological process: post-translational protein modification.
GGGGAACAGUCCAGGAGGUGGACCCGGCCUCUGCCGGGGUUGGGUGCGCCUCUGAGCGGAUGGCCGAGGGAGCCCAGCAGAUUCCAGGGGACCGUGGGCCAGGUUGGAAGGCCGUGGGAUAGAACUUGAGGAUUGGCGGCAGCUCUUCGAGUAUCAUCUAUUGCCACCCACUGAUGCCAAGAUGACCAAGCUGGGAUUUUUGCGGUUGUCCUAUGAGAAGCAGGACACACUUCUGAAGCUUCUCAUUCUGUCAAUGGCUGCUGUGUUAUCAUUCUCCACUCGUCUCUUUGCUGUUCUGAGAUUUGAAAGUGUCAUCCAUGAGUUUGAUCCGUACUUCAAUUAUCGGACUACCCGCUUCCUGGCUGAGGAGGGGUUUUAUAAAUUCCAUAACUGGUUUGAUGACCGGGCCUGGUAUCCUUUGGGCCGAAUCAUUGGAGGAACAAUUUACCCAGGCUUAAUGAUCACCUCUGCUGCAAUCUACCAUGUACUCCAUUUUUUCCACAUCACCAUCGACAUUCGGAAUGUCUGUGUGUUCCUGGCCCCUCUCUUCUCUUCCUUCACCACCAUCGUCACGUACCACCUUACCAAAGAGCUCAAGGAUGCAGGGGCUGGACUUCUUGCUGCUGCCAUGAUUGCUGUAGUUCCUGGAUAUAUCUCCCGAUCUGUGGCUGGCUCCUAUGAUAAUGAAGGAAUUGCCAUCUUUUGCAUGCUACUCACCUACUACAUGUGGAUCAAAGCAGUAAAGACUGGUUCCAUCUACUGGGCAGCCAAGUGUGCCCUUGCUUAUUUCUACAUGGUCUCUUCAUGGGGAGGUUACGUAUUCUUGAUCAACUUGAUUCCUCUCCAUGUACUGGUGCUGAUGCUCACAGGACGAUUCUCCCACCGGAUCUAUGUGGCCUACUGUACCGUUUACUGUCUGGGCACCAUUCUUUCCAUGCAGAUCUCCUUCGUGGGUUUCCAGCCCGUCCUUUCAUCAGAGCACAUGGCAGCCUUUGGGGUCUUUGGUCUCUGCCAGAUCCAUGCCUUUGUAGAUUAUCUGCGCAGCAAAUUGAACCCACAGCAAUUUGAAGUUCUUUUCCGAAGUGUCAUUUCCCUGGUAGGCUUUGUCCUUCUCACCGUGGGAGCUCUCCUCAUGUUGACAGGAAAAAUAUCUCCCUGGACCGGGCGUUUCUACUCACUGCUGGAUCCUUCUUAUGCUAAGAACAACAUCCCCAUCAUUGCUUCUGUGUCUGAGCAUCAGCCUACGACUUGGUCUUCAUACUAUUUUGACCUGCAGCUUCUUGUCUUCAUGUUUCCAGUUGGUCUCUAUUACUGCUUUAGCAACCUCUCUGAUGCCCGGAUUUUCAUCAUCAUGUAUGGUGUGACCAGCAUGUACUUUUCAGCUGUAAUGGUGCGUCUAAUGCUAGUUUUGGCACCCGUUAUGUGCAUUCUUUCUGGCAUUGGAGUCUCCCAGGUGCUGUCUACGUACAUGAAGAAUCUGGAUAUAAGUCGUCCGGACAAGAAGAACAAGAAGCAACAGGAUUCUACCUACCCUAUUAAGAAUGAAGUGGCAAGUGGGAUGAUAUUGGUCAUGGCUUUCUUUCUCAUCACCUACACCUUUCAUUCAACCUGGGUGACCAGUGAGGCCUACUCUUCUCCUUCCAUUGUGCUCUCUGCUCGUGGUGGGGAUGGCAGUAGGAUCAUUUUUGAUGACUUUCGAGAAGCAUACUAUUGGCUUCGUCACAAUACUCCAGAGGAUGCGAAGGUAAUGUCAUGGUGGGAUUAUGGCUACCAGAUUACAGCUAUGGCAAAUCGGACGAUUUUAGUGGACAAUAACACGUGGAAUAAUACCCAUAUUUCUCGAGUAGGGCAGGCAAUGGCAUCCACAGAAGAAAAAGCCUAUGAGAUCAUGAGGGAGCUUGAUGUUAGCUAUGUGCUGGUCAUUUUUGGAGGCCUUACUGGAUAUUCCUCUGAUGACAUCAACAAGUUUUUGUGGAUGGUCCGGAUUGGAGGGAGCACAGACACAGGCAGACAUAUCAAGGAGCAUGAUUAUUAUACUCCAACUGGAGAAUUCCGUGUGGACCGUGAGGGUUCUCCAGUGCUACUCAACUGCCUUAUGUACAAGAUGUGUUACUAUCGCUUUGGACAGGUCUACACUGAAGCCAAGCGUCCACCAGGCUUUGACCGUGUGCGGAAUGCUGAGAUUGGGAAUAAAGACUUUGAGCUUGAUGUCCUGGAGGAAGCAUAUACCACAGAACAUUGGCUAGUCAGGAUAUACAAGGUAAAGGACCUGGAUAAUCGAGGCUUGUCAAGGACAUAAAUGAUACGUCCAGCCUGAUACGCUUCGCACUGAGUGCGUCACAUUUAGGACGCUGAAGACAUUUUUUACAUAUGCAGUUUAUAAGAGGAGAGCAUGAUGGAAUUAGAAUUGUCUGAAAGUUUUGCCCUGGGCAGUAUGGGCUGGGCCAAAUGGAAUGAUUUUUUAAAUUCUGAGGUUACCAAAUGAAAUGUCAUGGCUUUACUUUGGUCAGUUAAAGGGGGAGUUUUUUUUUUAAUGUGCCUUAUUUGUUUCGACUUAUGACUGAUUUGAGGAAGGCAAAAGUUUAUGCUGGGUUGAUAGAAGGACAGAAAGCAAACCUCAUCUAUGCUUUUAGCUCCCUAAAUGAGCUAUGUACGGGCAUUCUGUCUUUCUCAAAUCAGGAAAACUGUCAAGGACUAGCUCAGAUCCUACAUAUACAAACAAUUUUGUUAUUUCAAAACUUGCAGCACCUAGCACAAUGCCUUGCACAUAGUGGGUGCUCAAUAAACUUUUAUUGAACAAAUGUUUAUGGGACCAGAGGAGUGCCAUUUCUAAGCAGGAAAGUCAGCUAUGUUGCCAUCAUGUCUCUGUUCUCAACAUAUCUUGUCCUUAGAGGUUCUUUUACUUUAUGAGGGAGAGAAGGUGGCUAACUAGACCUGAUCUCAAUAUUCUUUGGACUCGCUAUGUGGGGUGGUUUUUUAUUUUUGUUUUUUGUUGUUGUUGUUUUUGAGCAGGAAUAAAUCAAGUGAGAUUAAAUUAGCAGUUUUGAAGAUUCAAGACAGUGAAAUUAUUAUUUUCAUUCUCAAUAGAGGAAGAAACUCCUCCAGCAUUAUGUAUAGAACUUGAUGGUCAGUAGGUGUUUUUUAAUCAGCUGAAAUGUCAUGCAUAUCUAUUUGAAAUCCAGCUUUUCAGUACUCUCAACUUAUCUAUGAUACAGCAAAUGUUUCUUUGCUCAUUUCCUUUAGCUUAUGCACUAAAACUCAUGUGGUUAUUUAAAGGUGAGCUUCUUUAUCCCUUAGUCUCAGCCUAUUUGCUAUUAUGUACCACUAAGAAUCUCAGUGAUCUGGUUUUGAAAUCCCUGCCAAAUUACAAGUUAAAAGGAACAAUUGCUAUUAACAGGUACCUAAAGAGCAGUGCUAGCCUGUGUAGUAAAGGGGAAGAGAAACUUUAAAAAACUUUAACUUGUAGUAGUCCUAUGGAUCUUUAAUGUCAGUCUUACAUUCAAUACAGUGGAACAUUAUGUAUUUUACAACAUAAGACAUAUAUAAGUGAUGUAUAAUAAAUCCUAAGUCAUUAAAAAAAUACAAGGUAACUGUUUAGUGUUACCUGUUUAAGAAACAGGAGCAAUCACGUGGCUUUUAGAUAAGUCAAAAUGGUGCUCCCAGAGGGUAUGUGCAGAUACACUUGUACACUCAGGAAACAGCCUUCCAAACCACUUUAUAUACCAAGUGCUUCAACCAUGGGUGAGAUGUAGAUCUGAUGUAAGAUUUGAUUUCUAUAUGUAAAUACAUGACUUGAUUUAUAUACAGAAUUACUCCCUAGUAGAAGAGGUUAUUCUGAGAUUUUAUUUUUAUUUUAUUUUUUACCAAAAUGAAUAAUACCAGUUAGAAAUCAUUAGUGGUCUUCCUCUGUAGUAUGUAUGGGAUAACCCUUUAACUCACCACUAUAGUUGCUGCUCUGAUGAUUUUAAUUUUGUUAUUUUCUAUAGCCAACUUUUUAAAAAUUUUUACUUUUCAUUUUGUUAUAAUGCAAUUAGUGUAAAAAAAUCAAAUUAUUCUAAAAGCAACAACAGUGUUUUCCACUCCCCCAGAGGCAUCCACUUUCAACUCUGCUGAUUCUCACAUUACUUACCUCCAUCUCAUUAAAUAACUUGCUUUA